CAAGCAAGCAAGUCAGCAUCAAUGUGAUUCAGAGAAUUUAUUUUAGAUUUUUUAUGAUCAGUCAUAAUAAAAAAGUCGUCUAGUUGAGAUCAAAAAAAGAAAGAAAGGAAAAAGUUAAUAGAAAUCACGAUGGGAAGUAAAUGUAAAAUUGCGACCGUCAUAAUCGCUUGCUUUCUCAUAAUCUUGGCUAUUUCGGCGGUUCUUAUAUAUUUUAUAAUGAGCAAUUCCUUGAAUCGUCACGCUGAGAGAUGCGUCAUUAGGCACCUCUACGAUAAAGGCGAACUGAGAGAUGUGCGGUUCGAAGAAAGUCCAUUAUCCAUUCCAUUUGAAGGCUGUGACGAUGCCAUCAACAAUGCUCGUCAACGUGUUAGAGACGAAAUAAAAAUUCCAUGUGAUUUACACGACAAUAAAGAAUUUAUUCGAGAAUUAGAAGAUUCGGGUAUGCUUAGUGGAAUUUAUGAAAGAAUUCAUCACGUCGAGAUGGCUAAUGACAUAAAGCGAAAUAUUGGAAUUAAAAUUAAAAAUAAGUGUGAAGGCAUGCGAGAUCCGAAUGUGCAAAAGUAAAAUGAUGUUUAUUGAAAUAAAAGUUUUGUUGAUAUUUUUAUGAACUUUUUGUCAAAAUAAACUUUAAUGCUU
Molecule: messenger RNA, 636 nt
Organism: Chironomus riparius
Lineage: Eukaryota; Metazoa; Arthropoda; Insecta; Diptera; Chironomidae
Source: the annotation of a GenBank genome assembly